AGGUUGAGUUUAUGGCCGAGAGCGAAUCGGUGGAGAUUGUUCCGAAUAUGAACAUGGAUCAACUCAAUUUUAUCUGUGGAGAUUUCGGGCGAUUUCUUCCGCAGAUUCCGACUCAGGUGCCGCUUUGGCUUGCAGUGGCACUGAAGAAGAGAGGGAAAUGCACCAUCCGGCCUCCCCAGUGGAUGUCCAUUGAAAAUUUGACAAGGAUCUUGGAAGGGGAACGGGAAUCGCAGACGACAUUUCAGCCAUUACCGUUUCAUUAUGUGGAGAUUUCCAGAUUACUUUUCGACCAUGCUCGUGAUGAUAUCCCGGACAUUUAUAUGGUAAGGUCACUCGUCGAGGACAUCAGAGAUGUGCGGCUUCAUAAACUUGAGACUAACCUUGGGUCAUUCAGUGGAACAUCUGCAGUAAAGAUUUCAAACUUAUCGGCUAUGGAAGUGAAUCUAGUCCGUCCGUUUGUUAGAAGAGCCUUGGAGGCAUUCUAUAAGCACGAUAAGCCCGAGCCUGCGCAAGAUCGAGAUGCAAGAACUAGUAGACAACAACGGCAAGCCAGCAAUGAGCCGAGGCGUCCUCUGAGGCAACGUUAAGGAUCCGUGAAUCGUGAUCGGCUAUUGCCCCCCCCGAAGAUCGAUAUUUCAGGAGGUAUAGCCCCCUUGUUCUCAUUCUCUUCUCUAUCUUUGCAAAACAUCGUCUUGUGGGUUGUCUUAAGACACCAGCUACUCCUUGUUUCUUUUGAAUUCAUGUGUCACUCUUUCGUUGGUUGGAAAACACAAACAAAGAUUCAAAUUUGUGUGGUUAUUUGACAUA
Messenger RNA from Tarenaya hassleriana, 807 nucleotides. Its product is annotated as DNA replication complex GINS protein PSF2. The transcript is spliced from 7 exons. The record is from RefSeq and is a predicted model, not a curated record. Gene Ontology annotation, biological process: double-strand break repair via break-induced replication; DNA replication. The coding region runs from base 12 to 587 and encodes 191 amino acids. Gene Ontology annotation, cellular component: GINS complex; nucleus. Lineage: Eukaryota; Viridiplantae; Streptophyta; Magnoliopsida; Brassicales; Cleomaceae.